Messenger RNA from Brassica napus (rape), 3258 nucleotides. Its product is annotated as organic cation/carnitine transporter 6. Gene Ontology annotation, biological process: transmembrane transport. Lineage: Eukaryota; Viridiplantae; Streptophyta; Magnoliopsida; Brassicales; Brassicaceae. Gene Ontology annotation, molecular function: transmembrane transporter activity. Gene Ontology annotation, cellular component: membrane. The record is from RefSeq and is a predicted model, not a curated record.
GGUAACAUUAAAUUAUUACUAUAAUUUAUAAUCACUAACAAUAAAAGUUAACUCUCAUUAGUCCCUUUAUAAAUCCGAGAUGUGUUUUGAUGAAAGCACAGAUUUAUAUAUAGCUGAUAAGUGAGCAUUUAUCAUCCAAUAGCCAGCUCCCUUCAACAAAAAAGAAAAAGCUCUAACUCCCAAACAAUAUUUAAUGGCUGAUCAGUCAGAACCAUUGCUGUUGUCUGCCGAUGAUUCCGACGUCGACCACAAAACCAGACCAGAAGCUUUAACUUUCGACAACAUUGUCGAACAGAGUCUAUCAGAUUUUGGGUUCUGGCAACUCUUCCAGGUAAUCCUCGUUGGAGUCGCUUUGUUCUUCGAUGCUCAGCAAAUAUUCAUCACCGUUUACACAGACGCAUACCCCACGUGGCACUGUCUUAACCACACGAUCUGCGAUCAUUCCACUUCCGACAUCUGCCGGCUCCCAAGAUCAGCCUGGGAAUGGGACGGUGGCUCCAAGGACAAAACCGUCAUUUCAGAUUUUGGACUCGAGUGCUCGAGCUCAUUACUCAGAGGUAUGCCUACCUCUGCUUUCUACAUCGGUGGCAUUGUUGGUGGAUUCGUUCUAGCUUUAAUCCCAGAUGAUUCCUUGGGCCGCAAGAAACUAGUAUUGUUCUCAACCUUUGCAAUGUCAAUCACUUCAAUCUCUGUUAUUUUCUCAACCAACGUAUGGAUCUACACAACGCUAAAGUUUAUCAUCGGGUUCUCGAGAUCACAGACAUGGUCAUACGCGCUGGUUCUCAUCAGUGAGCGAGUCUCCACCAGAUGGAGACCGAGAGCUACGAUGAUUCCAUUUACCUUUUUUGUUUUAGGGUUUAUGUCAUUGUCUGGAAUCGCCUUCCUUGCUCAACACUCUUCAUGGAGAUUUCUGUAUCUAUACACAGCUGUUCCCGCAAUAUUCUACUGUAUCUUCCUCUACAUAUUCGCACUCGAAUCACCUAGGUGGCUUCACAUGCAAGGAAACGACGAAGAAGCUAUUAAUGUUCUCAAAAGCAUGUCAUCCAAGAACAAACCCUACUUGGAAUCACUAGUUUCUCAGUUACCUCCGGAGCAAGAAACCUCUGAAGAACUGCCAAGGUACUCUAUAAUUAAGGACUUCUUCUUCCGAAAGUGGGCUUUUCGGAGGAUUGUAGUUGUUAUGAUCAUACUGUUUGGGUUGGGAAUAUCAUACUAUGGAGUUCCAUUAGCCGCUAGAGAUAUAGACGUCAACAUCUACUUGAGCGAAACCCUAAACGCAGUGGUGGAGUUGCCUACUUUCAUUAUCACUCCGAUCAUAUUAGAGAGGUUCAACAGAAGAAGCUCUGUUCUAGUGAAUACCUUACUAGGUGGAGCAUCGGGAGUGCUAUGUUUCGUUCUCAGCCUUCUAGGAAAAACAGGAAUCGCGUUUGCGUUUGAGCUAGCGACAUUUUUCUGUGCAAGAAUCGGAUUCAACCUAAUGGCGGUUUAUAUGGUUGAAAUGUUUCCUACUUGUGUAAGAAGUUCCGCGACAAUGAUGUUUAGACAGGCUCUUGUCGUUGGAGGAGCUUGUUGUCCGCUCAUUGCUUCCAUUGGGAGAGAUUUACCAUCAGUAUCCUUUGCGAUUUUCGGAGUUGCCAUGUCAGGUUUUGGAUUGUUCGUUUUGGUUCUACCCGAGACAAAAGGUUCAAGCCUCUGUAAUACAAUGGAAGAACAAGAGAAGAGAGAUCAAACCAUAAACACUAGCCAUUGUUGAUGAAUUUAGAAGUUUAGAUUAUAAAUGCUCUAUCUUUAUAUGUUUUCAAAUAUUUGUGGUGUCUGUGUUGAUGUAAAAGACUUAUAAGAAGUGAGUUGAAGUUGAAGUAUUGUUGUGUAAAACUAAAUAAUAUUUUGUUAUUCAUCCACAAAGAUAUCAAAUGAUUCUCAGUGGUACUACUGUUUCUGUUUUUGUUUGGUUUCUCUCAACAGUUUUGUAAUGAUUCAAAGCUGAUCUCUUCUCUCUUGCUCGCUGAGCAGAACAAUGAACUGUUGAUGAGAUUUUCUCAUUGAAACCUCCUGGAACAAACCCAUUACCUGAGGCACAUGCGGCCGUAGAGGCUAAGAAAGAGUCGAACCAUGUCCAGGGUGAUAGCCAACACGGCUGUGGCCGUGGAAAAUGGCAUGGACGUGGUUGUCGAGGCUGAAACUCGUUUGGUCGAGGCCGAGGCAGCUCAUAUGGCCGUGGCCAAGGAAACUCUUAUGGAAGCCAUGGUCAUGGCCGAGGCCGUCGUACAUCUUUCAAGCCACAAAACUCGACCAAAUCCGUGUGCCAUAGGUGUGGAAUGGGUAACCAUUGGGCUAAGACAUGUAGGACUCUCAAACAUCUCGUUGACCUCUACCAAGAGAGUUUGAAAGGGAAUAAUCCUGAAGCUCAUAUGACUUAUCAAGAUGGUGAAGAUGAUUUCAAUCAUGAACAAGACGAUCUCAUGGAGUAUGAAACGUCUGAUUGUUUAAAAGAAUGAAGUUCAAUACGACAUCUAUGUUUUUGUGUUCUUUGCUUUGUGUUUUCUAUGUUUUGAUUGCUUUGAACUUAUUUUAUUAAUGAAUGAAAGUUUUUGAUAUAAAAGUCUCUAAAGUCUCAUAGAGGGCUACGGCCAGGCUAAUAUCAUGUUGCCUAAGGGUACACAUCUAGAGAUAUCUGAGGCAUUGUAUUCACCCAGCUCUAAGAGAAGCCUAUUGAGCUUUAAAGACAUUCGAAUGAAUGGCUUUCAUAUUGAGACUAAGGGCGAAGGAAACAAAGAGUUCUUUCAGAUCAUAGAGAUCGGCCAAGGCUAUAAGAAAGUCCUAGAGUCUAUACAUGCGCUCUCUACUGGCCUUUUACUAUGCUAAGAUCGGAAUGAUAGAGACCAAUGCUGGUGAGUUAACGUCCCAAGCGUUUAAUGAUUACUGUAUGUCCAUGGGGGUAAGUGUGGAACACUCCGUGGCACAUGUACAUACACAGAACGGCUUGACCAAACCAUUCAUAAAAUGAAUUCAGCUAAUAGCUAGACCAUUGCUUAUGAGGUCUAAGCUUCUGGCCACAGUUUGGGGACACGCGGUCUUGCACGCGGCCGAACUGAUUCGUAUAAGACCUCCUAGUGAACAUAGAUCUUCCCCAUUACAAUUGCUUACGGGUCAUGAGCCAGACAUAUCCCACCUUAAGACAUUUGGUUGUGCCGUCUAUGUGCCAAUUGCACCACCACAGAGAACAAAGAUGGGACCUCAAAGGAGGAUGGAGAUAUA